Molecule: messenger RNA, 1737 nt
Organism: Closterium sp. Naga37s-1
Lineage: Eukaryota; Viridiplantae; Streptophyta; Zygnematophyceae; Desmidiales; Closteriaceae
Source: the annotation of a GenBank genome assembly
AAGAACGUCAAGCACAGGGCUCGUCUGGAUCCUGUCAAUGAGCAACACGUGGCGGCAGCAGCUGCUGCCACGUCAGCACUGCAGGAGAAGAAAGCAGGCGGGCUGACGAAGGUGCGGUGGCGGUGGGUGGACGUGGAGGGGCGGGAGGGCGAGGAGGAGCUGGACCGGGCAGCGGUGAUGCAGCGCACGGGGCUGCAUGCGCGCGACCUGCGCAUCCUCGACCCGCUGCUCUCCUACCCCUCCACCAUCCUCGGCCGCGAGCGCGCCAUCGUGCUCAACCUCGAGCACCUCAAGGCCAUCAUCACGGCUGAAGAGGUGCUGCUGCGCAACCCGGCUCACGAGGGCGUGCAGCGUUUUGUGGACGAGCUGCUGCGCCGCCUGCACCUGCAGCCCGCCGCUGGGCCCCCCGCCGCUGCUGCACCCCCCGCCGCUGCACCCCCCGCCGCUCCAGGGACCGCUCCUGCUGCUGCUGCUAUUGUGGGCGCAGCUGAAGCUGAAGCUGCUGCCAGAAGCGCGUCAGCUGCUUCCCCUCCUCCCACUGGCACCGCUGCUCAUGCUGCCCAUAUGGGUGCUGCUGCUGGCAGUGGUGUGUGUGGCACUGAUGGCUCUGUGAGGAGGCACGACAGUGGCAAGUCAAGGGAGGUGCAUGGGGGUGGAGGGGGGAGAGAGGGCCAUGAAGGGAGUGAGGGGACAAGGGAGAGUGGACACGCUGUUCAUGGGAGCGAUGCGGCGAGAAGAGUCGAUGAGAGGCGAAGAGUACGUGGGAUGUCAGAGAUUGAGAUGGUGGAGUGCGAAGAGAGUGAGAGACGUGGGCCAGUGGAUGGCGACGGGGAUGAGGAGGAAGAGGAGGAGGAAGAGGGGGAAGAUGAGGAGGAUGCGUGGGAGGGCAUGGGCAGUGCACACGGGUCCCGGGCGGAGAGUGAGCCGCUCACGCUGCGACUGCGCGUGAAGGAAGGCGACCGGCCGUUCGAGUUCAUCGCAUUGGAGGUGGCGCUGGAGCAGGUGUGCCGUGCGCUGGACUCGCACACCACGCUGCUGGAGAACGAGGCUUACCCCGCCCUCGAUGAGCUCACCUCCCGAGUGAGCAGUCUCAACCUGGACCGAGUGAGAAGCAUGAAGAACAGAAUGAGUCGACUCAUUGCUCGCGUGCAGAAGGUGAGGGAGGAGUUGGAGCAGCUGCUGGACGACGAUGACGACAUGGCCGAGAUGUUCCUCACCCGCAUGGCCGCCGCCCCGCACUCCCCCACCGCCACCUCGCUGCACGGCGCCGCCUCCCUCGCCUUUUCCCUCCCCGCCCCCGCCGCCCUCCACGCGCCGUUUGCCUCUCCCCACCUCGCCUCCUCCCCGCUCGGCUCGCGGAUGUCCAUUGGCGGGCGGUGGGGCGGCAUGGGCAUGGGGGCGGGGGGCGGGGGCGUGGCGGCGCUGAUGAGUCGUGCGAGUGCGUACAGCAGUGCGCACUCCGACAACGACGACAUCGAAGAGCUCGAGCAGCUGCUGGAGUCCUACUUCGUGCAGAUAGACAGCAUCCUCAACAACCUCUUCACUCUGAGGGAGUACAUCGACGACACCGAGGACUACAUCAACAUCCAGAUUGACAAUCACCGCAAUCAGCUCAUCCAGCUGGAGCUGGUGCUGAAUGCGGGCAUCAUGGGCACGUCCAUCUCCGCCACCGUCGUCGGCAUAUUCGGAAUGAACAUCCCCUACGCGUGGAACACAGAUCCAUCUGCCUUUGUUUGG